AUCUUGCAUCGCAACCAACUCUCACAAUGUAGCUCCCAUCACCUACACGCAAAACUGCAUAAUCUAAAUCAACUUACCCGAUCAUGUCCUCUCCACCACCAAAAGUCCUGCUCUUCGACAUCGGCGGCGUCUGCGUCGUCUCCCCUUUCGCAGCAAUCCUAGCCUACGAGAAACAAAACUCCAUCCCCAUCGGCUGGAUAAACACCGCAAUCUCCGCCUCAGGCAAACACGGCGCCUGGGCCCUCCUCGAACGCGGCAAGAUCCCCCUCGACUCCUCCUUCUUCCGUGCAUUUUCCUCCGACCUGUGCUCCGAACCCCUGUGGCGACAAUUCUACAUUGCCCACUUGAAAAGGACCAGAAAGCAGGAAACAACAGCACAAGCGAUAGAGGAAGCAGCAUACCAAGUCCCCGCACCACCCAAAAUAGAUGGCGAAAAAUUGUAUUGGGAAAUGAUGACUGUUUCCCGAAAACCGGAUAUGUGGAUGUGGCCGGCGUUGCAAAAGUUGCGCAAACACGCGACAGAAGAAAAAGGAUAUAUCCUCGCUGCAUUGAGUAAUACUUGUAUUUUCCCCGCAGAUCAUCCUUUUACCUCUUCCACCUCGCCCGACGGCAUCUUCCACGCUAAAUUAAGAGGGAUCUUCGAUUUAUUCGUUUCAUCAGCACAUGUGGGGAUGAGAAAGCCGGAUGUGGAGAUUUAUGAAUAUACGAUUGGGGAAUUGGAUAGACUUGCUAGGGAAAGGGGGGACGAGGAUGGGGUGAAGGCGGGGGAUAUUGUGUUUUUUGAUGAUAUCGGGACGAAUUUGAGGACGGGGAGGCAGGUGGGGAUGAGGACUGUUAAGGUGGAGUUGGGGAGGGCGGAUAAAGCUGUGGUGGAGUUGGAGAGGUUGACGGGGUUGAGUUUGUUGGAAGGGGAGAGGGGGAAGUUGUGAGGAUGAGGAGGGGAGAGGGGAUAGUUGUAAGGACGGGAGAGGUGGAAGGUUGUGUUGAUGUGUUGGAGCGCAGUGUAUUGGGCUUGGAGAUACCACGGUUCUAGAGAAGAGAUUUACAUGGUGCUUCUGCGGUGAGAAACAUGCACGAAGAAGCGAGUACUUCAAAGCCACUCUCGACAAUGUCGGACGGCUGUGACGUUCCUGACCGCCCGAAACACCUAGUUCCUCAUCUCGCAGCUGUUCGAUGCGAAAGCCCCAAAAUGUUCCAUGGACUUGCUGAAAGCAUCCAUUCCUCCUUGUUCACCAGUCUCUCUCGCUAUGAUUAGCUCAGUGAGAGAGCCCGCAGCCUCAGGCCUCGGCUCUGGCCAUAGCGAUCCUGGCUCUUCUGUUCAUGGCCCACUCGGCCAACCUUGAAUUGUAC
This is a messenger RNA of Aureobasidium pullulans EXF-150, 1350 nucleotides long. RefSeq names its product HAD-like protein. Lineage: Eukaryota; Fungi; Ascomycota; Dothideomycetes; Dothideales; Saccotheciaceae. The coding region runs from base 84 to 929 and encodes 281 amino acids. The record is from RefSeq and is a predicted model, not a curated record. The transcript has 2 exons.